Messenger RNA from Solanum dulcamara, 3479 nucleotides. RefSeq names its product flowering time control protein FPA. NCBI's taxonomy places the organism in Eukaryota, Viridiplantae, Streptophyta, Magnoliopsida, Solanales, Solanaceae. The transcript is spliced from 6 exons. The coding region runs from base 271 to 3267 and encodes 998 amino acids. The record is from RefSeq and is a predicted model, not a curated record. Gene Ontology annotation, molecular function: RNA binding.
CCGAAGCAGAUGUGAGACCCACCUAUAACUUUUGGAUUCAACCGAAGCCCUCGUUCCAAACGUCGCCUCUUCUUCUCCUUCUCCUCUUUAUUAUUAAGAUAAGAGAAAACCUAAACGCCAUUCACAAGCCUCAAUUGCCUCUUCUUCUCCUUCUCCUUCUCCUUCUCCUUCUCCUUCUCCGUUCAUUCAAUAGUUUUUCUUCUUCUCGAUUUAAUACUUCUUUUUCUGGGUUUCGUUUUCGUGUUUGAUUAGUUUUCUACGAUUUCAAUUAUGGCACCGCCUGGAGAAACGCCGUCGAACAAUCUAUGGGUUGGAAAUCUAGCUCCCGACGUUACUGAUGCCGAUCUAACGUCUUUGUUCCAGAAAUACGGACAGCUUGAUAGUGUAACCGCCUAUUCCUCUCGCGGAUUCGGUUUCCUCUAUUUCAAAAACAUCAACGAUUCGAAGGAGGCUAAAGACGCGCUUCAAGGAUCCUUCUUUCAUGGAAAUCCUCUUAGGAUCGAAUUCGCUAAGCCGGCAAAGCCAUGCAAAAGUUUGUGGGUAGCUGGGAUUAGCAAGUCUGUGUCAAAAGAAGAAUUGGAAGAUCAAUUCAAGGGAUUUGGUAAAAUUCAAGAAUAUAAGUUCAUCAGGGAUCGCAACACCGCAUACAUUGAUUUUGCUAGACUGGAAGAUGCAGCAGAAGCGCUGAAGAACAUGAAUGGAAAAAAAUUCGGUGGUGAACAGAUUCGUGUGGAUUAUCUCAGGUCACAACCUACGAGAAGAGAGCAAGGACCAGAGUUUCGGGAAAUGAGGGAUGGACAGUAUCCCAAUAGGAACAUUGGUCAUCCUGACACUCGGCUUAUGCCUCAAGAUUUUGGCAGGAACUACUCUGAUCCUAUGCAUGCUGGCUUCAGAAGGCAACAUCCAUUUCAGUUGCCAGUGGGACAAGGACAUGGACAACCUAGUAAAGUCUUGUGCAUAACUUAUCCUCCCUCUGUCCAUGUUGAUGAAGAUAUGCUACACAAUGCUAUGAUUUUGUUUGGUGAGAUUAAUGGAAUAAAAACGUUUUAUGAUAGAAAUUUCUCAUUGGUUGAGUUUAGAAGCGUGGAGGAAGCUCAGCGUGCUAAAGAGGGUUUGCAGGGCAAGCUUUUCAAUGAUCCAAGAAUCACUAUUGAAUAUUCAAGCAGUGGUCCUGCACCUGGCAGAGAUUUCUUGGAGUAUCAUCCUUCAAUUAUAGGCCCAACAACUGACUCUUAUCCCAAUGAAAAUCCAUUCCAACCAGCACACAUGGGUAUGUUUGGCCAUAAUCGCCCUAUGUUGGCCUCUAAUGUACCUGGACGUUUGCCACCUUAUGGUAUUCAUGGUCCUGAUAUCCCAGCUAGGCCUUUGGGUAUGCAAGGCAGGUUUGAACCUGUUAUUUCAGGCCCAGAAUUUACUGAUUUGCCAGUAGCUAGUAAAUUGCAAGAUACAAGUCCUCAUAAUGUUAUGGGGGGUCCAAACUGGAAGCCGGUAUCUCCAACACCGGGGGUGCUUUCUUCUCCUUCAGGUGAGCAGAAACCACCUAGUAGAUCUGCCAUACCUGGCUGGGAUGUAUUUGAUUCUAGCCAACUUCAAAGGGAAACUAAAAGAUCGAGGAUUGAUGGGGCAUAUGAUAGUUCUUAUCCUCAUAAAAGAACAAGUGAUCGAGGUCCUGUGUUGGAUGAACAAUAUGGUUUGGGUCCAUUUGGUAGCAAUGUUCCUUCUGGUCCUGUUACAGUCAGUCGAGCAAAUAAUAGUGUUAGCCCUCUAGAUGCAAGAAUUUCUCCUGGACAGAGCCUUUCUGGCCAUGAUUAUAUAUGGCGUGGCACUAUUGCCAAGGGUGGAACACCUGUGUGUCAUGCUCGCUGUGUUCCUAUUGGAGAAAGUAUAGAAUCUGAGAUCCCUGAGGUAGUCAAUUGCUCCGCGAGAACAGGACUAGACAUGCUGACCAAACACUACGCAGAUGCUGUUGGGUUCAACAUUGUCUACUUCUUGCCUGAUAGUGAAAAAGAUUUUGCUUCAUACACCGAAUUUCUGAGGUACCUGGGUUCAAAAGAUCGGGCUGGGGUUGCGAAAUUUGCCAAUGGGACCACUUUGUUCUUGGUGCCACCUUCUGACUUUCUUACGAAGGUUCUGAAAGUUGUUGGUCCAAAACGUCUUUAUGGGGUGGUUCUAAAGUUCGCACAUCAUAUACCUAGUGCCACAUCCUUGCCAGCAGAGUCCAAUCAACCUCAGUAUGUUGAUGCACCACGGAUGACAUCCUCUCAAGCUGCCUAUGAUGCAAUGCCAUCCAUGGAAAGGGUUCCGCAGAUGAACUAUGAUCAGGUUACUCGAGAAGAUGUGAAGCUGCCUUCAAAAGAAUAUGGUUCUCUAACUGCUGCAUACCCCACAAAUACUGUGCAGCCAAGUAAUUCUGCAGCAUACCCCUCGAAUCCUGUACACCAAAGCAAUACUGCAGCACCAUCCCAAGCGGGGAUCUCUUUAACUCCUGAACUUAUUGCAACCCUAGCAAAGAUGCUACCAGCUAACCAGUUACCAAGUGUGGAAGGAGCAACCAUGCCUGCAGGAGCUUCUGCUGGAAUGUCUGCAUCAGAUGUUGCUCUUGCACCUGGUAAAGUGCAGCAACAGUCUUGGAGAUAUGACCAGCAAGCUCCUGGUCAAGCUGCUGAUCACAUGUUUGGCAGCCACUUUAACAACCAAACACAGGUUUUGUCACAGCUCCAAGCUCAUCCGCAAGUCUUGAACGCGCCUAACCAUUAUUCUCAAGGGGCUACUAGUUUUAGCCAAAUGCAAGACCAUAACCUCAACCUGCAAGCACAAGGCGGUCCUCCUCAGACAUUGACCUCGACCAUCAUUUCUCAAGGUACACAGCUCUCAGCCCAGCCCCAUGUUGAUCGGCAGCUUCAGCUUGGAAGGCAUCAAGAUGCUGCGAGUGGUUCUGGAAUAGCUCAUGGCACAGAUGCCUUAGGACAUUAUGGUUCAUCUGUUCCUCAACAACAAACAAAUCUUGCAUCAUUGACCAACCAGACUCAUGGUGCUAAUGUUUCCCAGCCACAAGCUGGCAUGCCUGUUGCCUCUGGGAUGGGGCUUGCAACUCAAAUGCAGCAGUUGCAAUCUGCACUUUAUGGGUCAGUACAGGAAGGAUCAGAAUCGGAGGUUGACAAGAAUGAACGCUACCAGGCAACUCUAUUAUUCGCAGCUAGUCUCCUCUCUAAGAUACACAACCAGAAGCCAAGCAGUCAAAGUGGGCAAGGGUCAGAUAAUCAUUGAAAGGAUCUCCUUGAGCUAGGUAGGGACGACAAUUGAGGCAGGGUAGGGCAAAGGCGAAGUAGAACUUUUCUUUUCAGAAAUUAAACGGGGCAGGGCAGGGCAGCACAGGGCAGAUGGUAGAGCGGGUCUAAGCUCAGCCUUUUGUAUUUGUUUUAUCUAACUUCUCUUAGACGGAAACAUUUUUUACUUAAAUGUUGGUUUGCUAGCAUGUU